AUGUCAACUUCAGAACAUUCGUCAGUAGUGAUUGAUAAAGAUAAAAAAAAGACAAUAUGUGGUGCUUGUGAAUCUGAACUAGAACCUGAUCAUGGUGGUAUACAAUGUAUACAAGCCCAUCAUUAUUGCACAGAAUGUUCUAUUCAUAUUGUCAAUUUAUUUUUUUCUGAUCCACAACAUUAUACACCUUUACGUUGUAUACAAUGUAAUGUUGAUUUAAAUCCUAGUGUAUUUGAACGACAAUUAACAGCAGAACAACUUCCGUUUUAUGAACAACAUAUGCUUGCAUUAGUUUGGGCUAAACAACUUCUUGAUGAAGAUGAACGUUUAGAUAAUUGUCCAUUCUGUUGUUUUGCUGUUAUACGUAGUAUACAUGAUCCAAAUUAUAUUUAUUGUCAACAUGCUGAAUGUGGUAUGAUGUCUUGUUUAAUAUGUCGAAAAGCUUGUCCAAAAUUUCAAAAUAUGUAUUGUACUGAUGAAGAAUUUACUGAAUUACAAAAACAUUUUAAAUGUAGUGAUUUAGCUGAUGACAAACAUAUGUUUGAUCAAUAUUUGGAAUUAGGUCAAAAAGUUCCUUGUCCAAAUUGUGGUCUAGCUGGAAUGAAAGAUGAUGCUUGUACGCAUAUGACUUGUCCGACCUGUUCACAACUAUGGUGUUAUUUUUGUGGUAAAAAAAAUGAAGAUUGUAAUAAAGCACAAGAUGGAGUCAAUGGAAUAUUUGAUCAUAAUCAUAAUUGGUAUACUAAUCCUGAUCGUUGUCCAAUGUAUUUUACUCAGAUAUUUGAUAUUGAUGAUCGAUGGCCUGAUGAUGAAGAACAAUGCUUAGCAAUGUUUCAUCGUAAUCGUUCAUUACGUUUAUUACGUGAAGUCUAUGAAAAACUUGGUAAAGAACGUAUUGAACAACUUGAUGAACAUUUUAAUAUACUUACUACAUGUGGUUUUACAUUAGAUGAAAUACUUAAAGAAGAUCUAACAUUAAUUAAAAAUCGAGACGUUAAUUCAUCGUCACGUUCAAAAAGAACUGAUUAUUUUUAA
Molecule: messenger RNA, 1035 nt
Organism: Adineta steineri
Lineage: Eukaryota; Metazoa; Rotifera; Eurotatoria; Adinetida; Adinetidae
Source: the annotation of a GenBank genome assembly